Molecule: messenger RNA, 2262 nt
Organism: Strongyloides ratti
Lineage: Eukaryota; Metazoa; Nematoda; Chromadorea; Rhabditida; Strongyloididae
Product: Biotin/lipoyl attachment domain and Carbamoyl-phosphate synthetase large subunit-like, ATP-binding domain and Carbamoyl-phosphate synthase, large subunit, N-terminal domain and Biotin carboxylase, C-terminal domain and Single hybrid motif domain and Rudiment single hybrid motif domain and ATP-grasp fold domain and Biotin carboxylation domain and ATP-grasp fold, subdomain 1 and ATP-grasp fold, subdomain 2 and Pre-ATP-grasp domain-containing protein
Exons: 2
Coding region: 1-2262 (753 amino acids)
Cellular component (GO): mitochondrion
Molecular function (GO): propionyl-CoA carboxylase activity; ATP binding; metal ion binding
Source: RefSeq, a predicted model, not a curated record
AUGUAUGUAAAAAAAGCAAUGACAAAAUAUUUUCAAUUUGUUAUAUGCCAACAUUCUAAUUUGCAGUGGAAAGAAAUGUUUGUCGUUAAUUUUACAAGUAAAAUUCCUUAUUGUGGAACAAGAUUUGCUCAAUUACGCUCAUUAUCACGAACACAAUUUAAUGCCUCGAUUACACCUCAAUUUAGUGCCUAUGACACAAAAACAUACACCAUUGAUAAGAUAAAUCCUUCUGAGGAAAAAUUUAAUAAGGUUUUAAUUGCAAAUCGUGGUGAGAUUGCCUGUCGUGUAAUGAAAACAUGUAAAGCUAUGGGUAUAAAAACAGUUGCUGUCCAUUCUGAUGUUGAUAGUAAUGCUCUUCAUGUUCUUAUGGCAGAUGAGGCUGUUUGUGUUGGACCAGCACCAACCUCUGAAAGUUACUUAAGAGCUGAUAAAAUUUUAGAAGCUGUUAAAAAAACUGGUGCUGAAGCUGUUCAUCCAGGAUAUGGUUUUCUUUCAGAAAAUACUCAUUUUGCUGCACAAUUAGCUGAACAUGGUGUAAAAUUUGUUGGACCAAAUUCAAAAGCAAUUCUCGAUAUGGGUGACAAAAUUCAUUCUAAAAAAAUUGCUACCAAUGCCAAAGUUAAUAUGAUUCCUGGUUAUGAUGGAGAGAUUGUUGAUGAAAAACAUUGUGUAGAAAUUGCAAAUCAAAUUGGUUAUCCAGUUAUGAUAAAAGCUUCUGCUGGAGGUGGUGGAAAAGGUAUGAGAGUAGCUUGGAAUGAUAAAGAAUGUGUCAGUGGAUACAGAUUAAGUAAACAAGAAGCUAAAUCAAGUUUUGGUGAUGAUCGUAUGCUUGUUGAGAAAUUUAUUGACAAUCCAAGACAUAUUGAAGUUCAACUUCUUUGUGACAAACAUGGAAAUGCUAUCUACUUAAAUGAAAGAGAAUGUAGUAUUCAAAGAAGAAAUCAAAAAGUUAUUGAAGAAGCACCAAGUUCAUUUGUUGAUCCUGAUAUGAGAAAAAGAAUGGGUGAACAAGCUGUUCAGUUGGCUAAAGCUGUUGGUUAUGAUAGUGCUGGAACUGUUGAAUUUCUUGUUGAUUCUCAGAAAAACUUUUAUUUUCUUGAAAUGAAUACAAGAUUACAAGUAGAACAUCCAAUUACUGAACAAAUUACUCAUAUUGAUAUUGUUCAACAAAUGUUAAGAGUUGCCUAUGGGCAUAAAUUAAAUAUUAAACAAAGUGAUGUUGGUAUUCAUGGAUGGGCAUUUGAAAGUAGAGUUUAUGCUGAAGAUCCAUACAAAGGAUUUGGUUUACCAUCUGUUGGUAGAUUAACAAAAUAUGAAGAACCAUCAAGUAGAAUUCAAGGAAUUCGUUGUGAUUCUGGAAUUCGUGAAGGAUCUGAAAUUUCAAUUUAUUAUGAUCCUUUAAUUUGUAAAUUAGUUUCUUAUGGAAAAGAUAGAAAUGAAGCUUUGGAUAGAAUGAGAGAAGCAUUAGACAAUUAUGUUAUUCGUGGAUUAACUCAUAACAUUUCUCUUCAUCGUGAUAUUAUUGAUGAAGAAAAUUUCCGUAAAGGAAAAAUUACCACUAAAUAUCUUGAACAAACUUAUCCAGAAGGAUUUAAAGGUACACAAUUAAAUAGUAAAGAAGAAUCACAUCUUGCCGCAUUAUCUGGUUUGUUAUUUGCAAAGAAAGAUGCUCGUGCUCAACAAUUUACAAAUUACAAAGUCUUGAAAAAUCCAUACACGAAGACGUACAGAUACAUUGUCCACCAUGGUGAGAAGGGAGAACCAAACUUCAAAGAAUUUGAGGUUGUUAUUGACUUUGAUAAUGGUGAUUCAAAUAAAGCUGUUGCUAAAGUUAAUGGUGAAGCAAUUAAUGUUGCUGGAAAUACUGAUUUAUCACAAUCUGUUUUACGUCUUAAAGUUGGAGAUGAAUUAAUAACUACUCAAAUUCAUUCAAAAAAACCAGGAAAUAUUUGUUUAAUUUAUAAAGGUUCACCAUUUAAAAUGAAUAUUUAUCCAACUGUUGUAUCAGAGUAUCUUCAAUAUAUUAAAGAAAGACCAAAGCUAGAUUUAAGCUCAGUUGUUUUAGCUCCAAUGCCAGGAGCCAUUAAAGAUGUUAAAGUCAAGGAAGGUGACAUGGUCGUUGAAGGACAGGAACUUGUUGUUAUUGAAGCAAUGAAAAUGCAGAACAGUUUACUUGCAGGAAAGACGGGUAAAGUAAAGAGUGUCAAUUGUAAAGUUGGUAGCACCGUCGAUGAAGGAGAGACCUUGGUAACACUAGAAUAG